GUGAGGGUUGCGAGGCCUCUCUGGAAGUUGUCCCGGGUGUUCGCUGCUGGAGCUCCGGGUCCAGAGGACGAGGUCCCGCUGCCGGGAGGAUCGUCCGCUGCCGCCGGCUCCCGGAGCCCAGCCCUUUCCUAACCCAACCCAACCCUGCCCAGUCCCAGCCGCGAACCCCGGCGUUACCAUGAAUCCUGCCGUCUUCCUAUCCUUACCCGACCUCAGAUGCUCCCUGCUGCUCCUGGUAACCUGGGUUUUUACUCCUGUAACAACUGAAAUAACAAGUCUUGAUACAGAGAAUAUAGAUGACAUUUUAAACAAUGCUGAUGUUGCUUUAGUAAAUUUUUAUGCUGACUGGUGUCGUUUCAGCCAAAUGUUGCAUCCAAUUUUUGAGGAAGCUUCUAAUGUCAUUAAGGAAGAAUAUCCAAAUGAAAAUCAAGUAGUGUUUGCCAGAGUUGAUUGUGAUCAGCACUCUGAUAUAGCCCAGAGAUAUAGGAUAAGCAAAUACCCAACCCUCAAAUUAUUUCGUAAUGGGAUGAUGAUGAAGAGAGAAUACAGGGGCCAGCGCUCAGUGAAAGCUCUUGCAGAUUACAUCAGGCAACAAAAAAGUGACCCCGUUCAAGAACUUCAUGACUUAGCAGAAAUCACCACUCUUGAUCGCAGCAAAAGAAAUAUCAUUGGAUAUUUUGAGCAAAAGGAUUCAGAAAACUAUAGAGUUUUUGAAAGAGUAGCAAAUAUUUUGCACGAUGAUUGUGCCUUCCUUUCUGCAUUUGGAGCUGUUUCAAAACCAGAAAGAUACAGUGGAGACAACAUAAUCUACAAACCACCAGGGCAUUCUGCUCCAGAUAUGGUAUACUUGGGAUCUAUGACAAAUUUCGAUGGGACUUAUAAUUGGAUUCAAGAUAAAUGCGUUCCUCUUGUUCGAGAAAUAACAUUUGAAAAUGGAGAGGAAUUGACAGAAGAAGGACUGCCUUUUCUCAUACUCUUCCACAUGAAAGAAGAUACGGAAAGUUUAGAAAUAUUCCAGAAUGAAGUAGCCCGACAAUUAAUAAGUGAAAAAGGUACAAUAAACUUCUUACAUGCUGACUGUGACAAAUUUAGACAUCCUCUUCUGCACAUACAGAAAACUCCAGCAGAUUGCCCUGUCAUAGCUAUUGACAGCUUUAGGCACAUGUAUGUGUUUGGAGACUUCAGGGAUGUGUUAAUUCCUGGAAAACUCAAGCAGUUCGUAUUUGACUUACAUUCUGGAAAAUUGCACAGAGAAUUCCAUCAUGGUCCUGACCCAACCGAUAUAGCCCCAGGACAGCAAGUCCAAGACGUAGCAAGCAGUCCACCUGAGAGCUCCUUCCAGAAAUUAGCACCCAGCGAAUAUAGGUAUACUUUAUUGAGGGAUCGAGAUGAGCUUUAAAAACUUGAAAAACAAUUUGCAAGCCUUUCAAACAGCAGCAUCAACUUACAUGGUGGAAAUAGUAAACCUAUAUUUUCAUAAUUCUAUGUGUAUUUUUAUUUUGAAUAAACUGAAAGAAGUUUUGGGUUUUUAAUUUUUUUUGCUCCCCCUGACUCAAAAUGCAUUGUCCUUUAAUAUAGCCUCUUUUUAAAAAUCUGUUAGGGAUAAAAAAAUAAAAAUAAAAAUCAGAGGCCUAUCUUUGCUUUAAAUCUGUCCUGUAAAAUUUUUAUAAAUCAAGUGAAAGGUGACUGACAGUACCAGAAACAUACCAUUAACUUGCACUGCUAGGUUAGGGAGGACUUAGGGAUGUCUCCUGUGUAGUAUGUGCUUUUCUUUAUAUACGAUCAAUUCUGUUGGUAUUUUCAUUGUCACAUUUCUCAAAGCUAAGAGGGUAUAUAUUCUGGAUACUUGGGAGGGGAAUAAAUUAAAAUUUUCACACUGUGUACCGUGUUUUACUGAUUGGUCGGAUAUUGCUUAUGAAAAUUCCAUAGUGGUAUUUUUUGGAUUCUUAAUAUGUAACUUAAACAUACUAUGAAGAGGAGGAGAGCCAUAAGCCAGAACAUUUGGCAGAAAUUGUCCUUAUGAAUUAAGAAAAAGAAUAUGAAAAGUGUUAUUAAAUUUCUUUGUGUUUGUCUAACGAAAUGGCAUAUGGAUGGCAUUUAAAACUUUGAAUUAUACCUAAGUCUGAGAUACUAGUAGAGUAGGUUACCAGUAUUGAACCAGAUGACUUUUAAGUCUCCUCCUGUCAUGACACGUGAAUUUCAAAGACAAAAACCAGCAGAGAAAUUGUAUUUCAAUAAUUCUGAUCUUCUAUCUUGUAGAGUCUUGUUAUAGUAGUAUAGAUCAAAAACAAAGACAAGGCACAUAAUGUUUUCAAUUUUUUUCCAUUGUGAAAUUGUCAGAGGACCUACCACCCCCUCUAGAUUCCCUAGGCCUGCAGUGUAUAGUCAAAUGGGUCCCUGUGCCAGGCCUCAAUAGUGCCAGGGAACAAAACCAGAGGGAGAGGACCCUCAGUGUCAUAUCAGGAAGCCCAAUGCCAGAGGACAGACAGGUUCAAAAUUGGCUUUCCUCUGGGCCUGGGUUGGUGCUAUAGGCCAAGAGUCAUUUUAUACUUGGAGUCUAAGUCAAUCCCAGUUUGGGGAAAGAUUAUUUUUAAGCUUAAAAGGCUGACAUGUGCCAUUAUAUGUAGUGUGUAAUAUAUGUAACAUCUUCCAAUUCUUUUAAAAUAAAGUGAAUAUUUAUAAUGCA
Leptonychotes weddellii (Weddell seal) is the source of this 2686-nucleotide messenger RNA. It is a transcript of the gene ERP44, whose product is annotated as endoplasmic reticulum protein 44. NCBI's taxonomy places the organism in Eukaryota, Metazoa, Chordata, Mammalia, Carnivora, Phocidae. Gene Ontology annotation, molecular function: protein disulfide isomerase activity. Gene Ontology annotation, biological process: protein folding. The record is from RefSeq and is a predicted model, not a curated record. Gene Ontology annotation, cellular component: endoplasmic reticulum-Golgi intermediate compartment; endoplasmic reticulum membrane.